AUGUUCAUCGCGCGGUCAGAAUAUGAUCGCGGCAUCAACACCUUCUCGCCCGAAGGCCGCCUCUUCCAAGUCGAAUACUCCCUCGAAGCCAUCAAGCUAGGCUCAACCGCAAUCGGCAUCUCGACCUCAGAAGGUGUCAUCCUGGGCGUCGAGAAGCGCAUCACCUCCUCCCUCCUCGAAACCUCCUCCGUCGAGAAGAUCGUCGAGAUUGACAGACACAUCGGAUGCGCCAUGUCCGGUCUGCAAGCCGACGCCCGCAGCAUGAUCGAGCACGCGCGAGUAACGAGCCAGAAUCACGAGUUCCACUACAACGAGCGGUUAGGCGUGGAGAGUUGCACACAGGCUAUCUGCGAUCUCGCGCUGCGGUUCGGCGAGGGUGCGGAUGGUGAGGAGAGUAUCAUGAGUCGGCCGUUUGGUGUUGCGCUGUUGAUUGCGGGAUACGAUGAGGAGGGUCCAUCACUCUACCACGCAGAGCCAUCAGGCACAUUCUACCGAUACGACGCCAAGGCUAUUGGAUCGGGCUCAGAGGGUGCACAGGCCGAGCUGCAAAACGAGUUCCACAAGUCUCUGACAUUGCCAGAGGCUGAGGUGCUGGUGCUCAAGACGCUGAAGCAGGUCAUGGAAGAGAAGCUGGAUUCGAAGAACGUGCAGUUGGCAAGCGUGACCAAGGACAAGGGUUUCCGAAUCUACACGGAUGAGGAGAUGGCUGGUGUUGUCGGCAGGCUGGAGGGCAACUGA
Zasmidium cellare ATCC 36951 is the source of this 738-nucleotide messenger RNA. RefSeq lists its product as uncharacterized. Gene Ontology annotation, biological process: proteasome-mediated ubiquitin-dependent protein catabolic process. Bases 1 to 738 code for a protein of 245 amino acids. The transcript is spliced from 4 exons. The record is from RefSeq and is a predicted model, not a curated record. Gene Ontology annotation, cellular component: proteasome core complex, alpha-subunit complex; proteasome core complex; nucleus. Lineage: Eukaryota; Fungi; Ascomycota; Dothideomycetes; Mycosphaerellales; Mycosphaerellaceae.